Molecule: messenger RNA, 1881 nt
Organism: Spodoptera littoralis (African cotton leafworm)
Lineage: Eukaryota; Metazoa; Arthropoda; Insecta; Lepidoptera; Noctuidae
Source: the annotation of a GenBank genome assembly
AUGAAGAGGGACGCAACACUCGGUAUAUGGAGACCAGUCCUAGACUUGGCUGGGGGUGGAGUGAUGAGCUACCCAAACGGUACCCUCAUCAUCGAAGUGGUAUCUCUUUCUGAUGAGGGAAUGUAUGCAUGCAACGUCGAGAAUGGGGUGGGCGAUGCCCUGAACAAGAAUCUUUGGAUAAGUGUUAAUAAGCCGGUGCACUUUGAGUCAGUGGGCGCUAACCUCACUACAAAGAUGGGUCUCCCUGUCACACUCACCUGCCGCCCUCUUGGAGACAACCCCAUCAGAGUCAAAUGGUCACUAGAUGGAAAAGCCAUUGAUUUUACUUCAUCAAGACUCACAAUAUCAGAAACGAUGACUCGUAAUGGGCUGAAUAGUUUGAUUAACAUAAACUAUGUGGAGAGCAGAGACGGAGGAACUUACGAGUGUCGGGCCAGCAACCCUUAUGGCGUUGCUGCUUUUAAUGUGCAUUUGGAUAUACUUGAGCCCCCAACGCCUCCUCUAGACCUUCAAGUGGACUCAGUGACCAGUAACUCAGUGAAGUUAUCCUGGAGAGACACUAUUAGUACGCAUGUACAGUACUACACGCUGCAGUACACGACUAAUGACUUCAUGAUGUGGGAUACUGCCAAGAGUAUGAAUAUUACUAGGCAAGAGAAUGAUGUUCGUCAGAGUAUCGAGUUGAGAGAUCUGCAGCCAGCUAUGGACUACAGAGUUAGAAUAGCAUCAGGCAACCAGGUGGACUUGAGUCCUUAUACGCAGCCAGUACAUUUUAGUACACAGCAAGAAGCACCAUCAUCAACUCCACUAGGAGUGCAAGUCCAACAGACAGAGAGUCCUGGAGAACUGAUUGUAUCAUGGCUGCCACCGCCACGAGAGAGUCACAAUGGACAACUGCAAGGGUAUCAUGUGAAAGCCGUCCCUAGAAUCAGUGGGGAUCCAGUGCCCAACGACACUCAAACGAAGAUCGUGAAGGUGAUGUCCAGAAAAGGGAAACAAGAGACAACGCUAAGUGGACUAUUAAAAAAUACGAGGUAUGCGGUGUCAGUGAGUGCUUUCAAUUCAGCUGGCAAUGGUCCCUUCUCAUUACCUGUUUACCAGACAACGAGAGAAGGAGCUCCAGAACUACCUCCAUCAGGAGUAGAGUGUAGAGGAGUAUCUUCAUCGUCCUUGAGGAUUGCGUGGCAGCCAAUCACAGCUCAGGGAGCAUCGCUUCUUGGAUACUCAGCGUAUUAUAGUACUGAAGAUGGACCAUGGCAGAACAUAAGCUCGUCCCACACAGAAUUGUAUCUUCAAGCUUUACUAAAGUACACAAACUAUACAGUGAAAGUAGCUGGCUUCUCAAACUAUGGAUUGGGACCAUUUUCCUAUCCUAUUGUUUGUACUACGUUACAAGAUGUGCCCGGUCCACCUUCAGCCAUAAAAGUCUUGGUGUCAUCACCCACGUCACUCCUCGUCAGCUGGAAGAGACCAGAGGAAGCCAAUGGAGACAUUUCACAUUACACUGUCUAUGUGAAACCAGUGUCGAGCACCAGCUCACCACAAAACUACAGAGUGGAAGCUGCACAAGAGACUAAUCUCCGCCACCUGACGUUCCCGGUGUCGGGGCUGGCCACGGGCCGACAGUAUGAAGUCUUCGUCAGAGCUCACACUGCCGUCGGAGAAGGGACGCCUAGCAAUAGACUUCACAUUGAAUUGAGUUCUAAAGUGGUGGCGGGAGUAGCGUCCCUAGGCGGAGUAGUGUCAGUGGGAGUGGGCAGCUCCCUGCUCCUGGUGUGCCAGUGCGUGGGCGCGCGCUCCGCCGCGCAUGUUGGUACCACAAGCACAACAUCAUCACGCACCAUCCCAGGUUCACCAGGAACCAUGACGACAGCUUGUUGA